Molecule: messenger RNA, 657 nt
Organism: Schizophyllum commune H4-8
Lineage: Eukaryota; Fungi; Basidiomycota; Agaricomycetes; Agaricales; Schizophyllaceae
Exons: 1
Coding region: 1-657 (218 amino acids)
Biological process (GO): mitochondria-nucleus signaling pathway; negative regulation of transcription by RNA polymerase II; regulation of nitrogen utilization
Cellular component (GO): cytoplasm
Source: RefSeq, a predicted model, not a curated record
AUGGAGAGCGAUACGGGCGAGGAGGAGGAUGGUGGUGAUCGCGUGGAGCUAUCGCAGAGCGUGGCGCAGCAGCGCCUGGCCGCUCUGGUCGGGAAGGGUAAGAAGCCGGCGCACCGAUCAAGCGCGGAGGCUGGUACCUCUCAUGCGCAUGAACCACCACCCCCUCCGGCUAGGCAACCGCGACGCCCGCGAAUACAACCUAUGACUACGGUCAACCAUUCUCGAGCUCCGUCCCCGACGCGCACAAACACGGAGGCCCGACCGACGUCGACUGUCGACCCGUCGCCCGCUGCGCCAAUUCCGCUAGGCUACCCCUAUAAUCUGCCCCCGCCUCCAGAACCUUCGUCGCCUCGCACCACGCGCCAGCUGAUGUUGCGCACGGAGAUGUCGGAAAGCGUACGCCAGAACCUGCUUUGGUCACGGCAAUUGGCAAGACGUGAUAAUAUGGGGCCGCCACGGACGCGGAGUGGCAUCCUCGAGCAGCCUCCAGCGCGGCCCACCAUUGCCGCGCAACCGAGCGUCGUCCGCUUAACCGCCCCGCGGCAGCAGGACCCGGCCGAGCAGCAGCAGGAGCAGGAAGACAUUCGUCGCGAGAUGCGCCUUGCGCGUAACCGCACCUGGGCGGGCGACGAGUUCCACCAGACGGGUUGGUGGUGA